Messenger RNA from Penicillium cataractarum, 747 nucleotides. RefSeq names its product Ran GTPase-binding protein MOG1 (gene mog1). Gene Ontology annotation, cellular component: nucleus. The record is from RefSeq and is a predicted model, not a curated record. The coding region runs from base 1 to 747 and encodes 248 amino acids. Gene Ontology annotation, molecular function: guanyl-nucleotide exchange factor activity; small GTPase binding. NCBI's taxonomy places the organism in Eukaryota, Fungi, Ascomycota, Eurotiomycetes, Eurotiales, Aspergillaceae. The transcript has 2 exons. Gene Ontology annotation, biological process: protein import into nucleus.
AUGGCUCAAGUCACCGAGCAGGACUUUUUCGGCGGGGCGAUCCGCGGGGUUGUGCCCCAGGGCUGGAUUGAUGGGAGUGAUCUCCGCGAAAUCCCAGACCACCAAGAACUCUUCUUAUCACCCAACACACUCUCAAACUACAUCUUCGAAAUCAACCAGCGCGUCUCCCAACAAGACGCCCUCGCCACCUUCACCACCUACAGCCACCAACACCCAACCCUGACCGCUGGCAGCGGCACGGCAGCCACCGCCUCAACCGAAACAGUCGACCAAGCCGCCGCACUACACCACCUUAACGACCUCUGCGACGAAGGCGACGCCAUGCAAAUCGUCGCCCCGCCCACGCGCGUGGAACCGAGCCGCCUCAGCGCAUACGCGCCGCCGGGUUCAUCAGUUAGCGCGUACAAGGGCGUUGUCCAGUUCUUGAGUACCUCCCGACGACGGGGUGGACGGAUUCACGCUCCUACGAAUGGGACUACCGAGUCCGUUACGGAUGCGGCAGUUGCCGGGGCUGGACUUGAUGGGGUGUCCGAUGCGGCGCCGGUUUCUAAGGUGACGUGCCACUAUUUGAUGGUGCGGUUGGAGGCGCAGGAGACGGACUUGCUUGCGUUUUUCAAUGUGCCUCAUGAGGAGUUUGAUAAGAAUGGGGAUGCGAGGGGUUUGUCGAGGGAGGAGGCUGUUGCGGAGGAGACUGUGAGUGCGUUGGUGGGUCAAUUGGAGAUUCGGGAUUGGGGGUUGUUCGUUUAG